This is a messenger RNA of Dermacentor andersoni, 973 nucleotides long. RefSeq lists its product as uncharacterized. The record is from RefSeq and is a predicted model, not a curated record. Lineage: Eukaryota; Metazoa; Arthropoda; Arachnida; Ixodida; Ixodidae.
UAUACAAAUCUAGUUUCUCUCUACUUCUGACCAUACGGAAAACCGCCUGCUUCUUGGCCAAUCCCCCAUAGUGGGUACGCGCCACUGUCUGGGACACAAGACAAGACAAUUCCCCCGUCGUAGGGCAAGUGUGCGAGAUCGUCAUCGACAACCGCAGAAAACCGACAGCCCGGGGCAAGAGUCUAAAAGAUGGCGGACGUGCAGGCGUUUCCCCCGGACGGCCUGGAGGAAGCCCUCCUGGGCAACCAGCAGGCCGAGGGCCAGGGGCGACCGUUCAUGGGGAAGACGCCGUCCAUCCUGAAGGGAGCCGUCUACCCGAGGCAAGGAGAGUACGACGCCGGCUUGGGGCCACCCGGCUCCGGGCCGGGGGGCGCCGGCGGGCAGGCCGGCGGCGACCAACAGCAGCCGCCUCCACGCCGAGAGAGGCCGCCGCCGUGGGGAUUCUACGCGCUCGUGACCACGCUAGCGGUGGGCGCCAUCGUGGCCGGGGCGGUGCUCGGCAACUCGAUGAACGACGUGGCCAGAGCGAAGAUGGCCGCCGCCGCCCGGAAGAGCGCCGGUGACUACGAGGACGCUUCCACCGUGGCCGAGAGCGAGACGCCACCGACGGCCAAGUACCGCGCUGCUGGCACCACCACCGCCGCCGCCGCCAACGCCACCACCAGCGCCCUCGCCAACACUACCAAACGGGCUAGGACCACCAGGAGGACCACCCGUGAGGAGACGCCGGCCGUCGCGACGUUGGACGCGAGCCCCGACGACGAGGGGACGACGACCACCACGCGCAAGAGAAAGAAGAAGACCACGAGCGCCACCCGCACCACCGCCAUCCGCAGGCGCAGGCGGAAGGCCAAGGUGGCCGCGGCCAAAGCCGAGGACGAGUGACGCCGCCGGAAAGCGCUGGGCCGCCGCUCGCCGUUUUGGCCCGUGAGAGGCGCCAAUAAACUCCGAUCGCCCCCCCUCUUCUCUGAUC